AUGAUUCCUGAUUCUCAGAUACCAAUCCAACUUGGAGUACUACCAACAACUGGACAAAGUUCAACUAAUGAAACUAAACAGCAAGUUGGAGUACAAUCGAUCGUUGGACACAGUUCAAGUGAUGAAACUGGACAACAAGUUCCUGUACAACCAAAUGUGGCUCAAAGCUCAAGUGGUGAGACUGCACAACUUUCAGACUCUGAAAAACAAAUCAUUGUCCACCUGGAUUGUGGUGUGUAUGUGACAGCCUUUGCUGAAUACUUGAGCUCAAGUGAAGUCAUCCCACCGAAUUCGAUGCAAAGUUACUCCUAUACUGAUCUCUUUGAACCCGUUGACUCUAAUUUUGGAUUUGCAUGCGCAGGUCGUGGAGGUAGGGGCGGGUUUAGGGGUGGCCGAGGAGAUGGAGGAAGAGGGGGUAGAGGGGGUUUUGGCGGAGGGAGAGGUGGUGGCGGCAUGAGGUGCGGGGGCGGAAGAGGAGGAGACAGAGGAAGAGGGGGUAGAGGGGAUUUUGGCGGAGGGAGAGGUGGUGGUGCCAUGAGGCGCGGGGGCGGAAGAGGAGGAGACAGAGGACGGGGUGGAAGAGGAGGAGGCAGGGGACGUGGUGGAAUGAGGGGUGGUACUAGGGUUGUGGUGGAGCCUCACAGACAUGAGGGAGUUUUCCUUGUUAAGGGCAAAGAUGAGGCUCUUUGUACAAAGAAUAUGGUCCCUGGCGAAGCGGUGUACAAUGAGAAGAGAAUCUCAGUUCAGAAUGAAGAUGGAUCAAAAGUUGAAUACAGAGUGUGGAAUCCUUUCCGUUCUAAGUUAGCAGCUGCCACUCUUGGUGGAGUCGAUGACAUCUGGAUUAAACCUGGUGCUCGUGUACUUUACCUUGGUGCUGCUUCAGGAACAUCAGUUUCUCACGUGUCUGACAUUGUUGGCCCUCAAGGAGUGGUUUAUGCAGUGGAAUUUUCUCAUAGAAGUGGAAGGGAUUUGGUGAACAUGGCAAAGAAACGCACAAAUGUUAUUCCCAUUAUUGAAGAUGCUAGACACCCAUUAAAAUACAGAAUGCUUGUUGGAAUGGUGGAUGUUAUCUUUUCUGAUGUUGCUCAGCCUGAUCAGGCAAGGAUUUUAGCUCUGAAUGCAUCACACUUCUUGAAAGCUGGAGGACAUUUUGUUAUAUCGAUUAAGGCAAACUGCAUAGAUUCAACUGUUCCUGCUGAUGCUGUAUUUAAAGAGGAGGUGAAGAAGCUGCAAGUGGAGCAGUUUAAACCUAGGGAGAAAGUCACGCUUGAACCGUAUGAAAGAGACCACGCUUGUGUUGUAGGUGCCUACCGGGUGCCCAAGAAGCAAAAGAUUGCUGCCUAGUUGUUUGCUAGUUUCUUAUUUAUGUCAGAUUUUUCGUAGAGAAAGUAGAGGUUCAACUUUAUAUUUGAUGAAAGUAUUGCCGUGUAGAGACAUGUUACUGAGAUUCUCCCUUCUCAGCCGGUAGAGCAUGGUUCUUAUCUGGAGCACCUAUUAGUUGCCUUACCAAUAUUAUUAUUAUUAUGCUAGCAUUAUCUUAGCCUUC
Messenger RNA from Lycium ferocissimum, 1546 nucleotides. RefSeq names its product rRNA 2'-O-methyltransferase fibrillarin 1-like. The transcript is spliced from 8 exons. Gene Ontology annotation, cellular component: nucleolus; box C/D methylation guide snoRNP complex; small-subunit processome. The coding region runs from base 1 to 1344 and encodes 447 amino acids. The record is from RefSeq and is a predicted model, not a curated record. NCBI's taxonomy places the organism in Eukaryota, Viridiplantae, Streptophyta, Magnoliopsida, Solanales, Solanaceae. Gene Ontology annotation, molecular function: rRNA methyltransferase activity; RNA binding; histone H2AQ104 methyltransferase activity. Gene Ontology annotation, biological process: box C/D sno(s)RNA 3'-end processing; rRNA methylation.